GUCACACACACACACAAGGAGAUCGAAGGAUAAUAGUGGGGGAAGCAAACAAGCUUUAACGCCAACCAUGAAGAAAGCACACUUGGAUGCUGAUGCUUGUGAUGGGAGCCUGAAGUCCAACAGCGUUGAUGACAACGAUGGCAGCAAUCGCGAUCACGACGAUGAGGAUAAGGAUAAGGAUGAGGAUGAGGAUGAGGAUAUGGUGCUGGACUUUCGCACAGCAUUUCAGGGGAGUGUGUUCGAGAGGUUCCACGUGGUGCCUCGCCAGCUUGCUCGGUUUGACACGGAUGUCUGUUGUUCUUAUGUCAGAUUAUUCCUGAACUUCAUCAAUGCGCCCGGAAGAAUUCAUCUCAUGGUAAAGAGUGUCGAGGAAUUCAGCGCGGAAUUCACAGAAUUCUUGUUAGAGGAGAGCAGUUGUCCUAGGGCAGUUGUUGAAGCACUCAGUAAUAUGUCAAAGGAAUUUGUGGCCGACUUCUUGAGACGUUAUGAGGCUGAGAAGGUUGAGGAUAGGGCCUCGGAUAAGGCUGAGGACGAGGAUAAGGCUGGCUCAGAGGAGGAGGAGGAGGAGGAGGAGGAGGAGGAGGAGAAGGAGGAGGAGGAUAAAGGUAAGGACGAAGACGAGGAUAAGGAUAAGGAUAAGGAUGUGGAUAGGGGCGAGGAUAAUUGUCAGGGUAAGGAUGUGGAUAGGGGAGAGGAUAAGGAUGAGGAUAAGGAUGAGGAUAAGGAUAAGGAUAAGGAUGACGAUAAGGAUGAUGAUAAGGAUGAGGAAAAGAAUGAGGAGAAGGAUGACGAUGAGGAGGAUGGUUACAGCAAUGGCAUGCAUAUUAAUGAUGAUUGUGCAGACAAGGAUCAUGAUUCUAAUCGUCGCAUUUACUACUAUGAUUGUUUAAUAAAGUCACCGAGCGGUGAGUUCACAUUCGACAGCUUCCGUGCCUCGCAUUUUAGAAGAAUUUCGCUCUUGCCAUUGGAAAUGUUGCUUCGAGUGGACGAUGCCAGGGAUUUAAGCUCGUCAUGGAAAGUGGAAUUCGCUAAAGGAUUCUUAGGGUUUCUGGUCUCGCAUCAUGUCCCAACGCUGGCGUCAGACUUUGAGCUGCUUGGCCGAUGGGGCACGACAGAUGUGACUGUGGAGAGUGACGAGACUCUCUUCCGUCUGCUAUAUUAUUAUUGUGUGAAAGCAUCCGAGCAGACCUCGGGCUGUACAAAUUUCCAGUUUUGGCACAUUUUGUUGAACUUGGGUUUAUUGGCCUUUCUGGUCGAUUUCAAUUUGGUGGGAUCCGACGGUCAGAACUGGCCUUUGCGGAUGCUCAUCUGGGAAGGGCAUUGGCGUGUGGAUUGCGAUGACGAUGCUGAGGAGGAGCGGAGGGAUACAUUUGGCUGGCUUCCGUACAUCCGAGAUCGCGGGAAUAAGUUUGGCUGGUUCGCCGACAUCUUAGAUCGCGAAACCGGUGCGGUUGUUGCCACUGCACACGGCAGUUCUGAAACUAGUAGCUUCUUCCCAGAGACAAUUGUAAGAGUUAAGCGGAGAGAACUUGUCCGCAGAAGAUACAAGCCUCACCGUAACAUCCCAACGGUGGUGAAAUGUUUUCUUAGUAUUCUUAGAUAUAGUCUCAAUGAUGAUAGGGACUACAUCCUCUUUUCGGAGUCGUCAGAAGAUGAAGUUGAAGCUGAUUGUACCUCUUCAUGUGACAUGCAGGCAGACAUAGAAGAUCUUCACGAUGCCUCUUGGAAUCCUGGGUGCCUUUGCUACACCAACCGAUGUGAGGUGGAACACCUCAUUCCUGUUGCCGCGUCUCUGAUUGCACUUUGCACUAGAGAUCGUCCGUUCCUUGACUCCUGUGUGGCCAAGUAUAGGCUUCGAUUGACUAGACUUGCAGACAUCACGCAGAACCGCUGCCGGCAUUUUCACCGCUUGUUCAGAGGGACUUGCUGGGCACAAUUACCUGAGGAUGUGGUAUUGCUCAUCGUUGGCUUUCUUCCUGCGCCGUAUAUACGUAGACCACCGGCGUAGAAGAAGAGUGAAGUCGUUCCAGUGUGUAUGGGCUUGUGUUGUCGAGGCAGGCUUAAGACCU
Chara braunii is the source of this 2069-nucleotide messenger RNA. The record is from the annotation of a GenBank genome assembly. NCBI's taxonomy places the organism in Eukaryota, Viridiplantae, Streptophyta, Charophyceae, Charales, Characeae.